Messenger RNA from Uranotaenia lowii, 775 nucleotides. It is a transcript of the gene mago, whose product is annotated as protein mago nashi. Gene Ontology annotation, cellular component: catalytic step 2 spliceosome; nucleus; exon-exon junction complex. Gene Ontology annotation, biological process: RNA splicing. Bases 158 to 607 code for a protein of 149 amino acids. NCBI's taxonomy places the organism in Eukaryota, Metazoa, Arthropoda, Insecta, Diptera, Culicidae. The record is from RefSeq and is a predicted model, not a curated record. The transcript has 2 exons.
UCGCAGAGAAAGUUUUUCAUCAGCGCUUCGUUGCGGACCGGUGGGGGAACAAAGUUUUGUAGAUUUUCACCGUGCUAUAUCCUCAAUUUUGGUGCAUUUAACCGACAAAUGUUUACGGAACAUUAGUGGUCGAAAGUAAUUCCAUUCGUCGUGAAAAAUGGCAGCAAGCACCGAGGACUUCUACCUACGUUACUACGUUGGCCACAAGGGUAAAUUUGGGCACGAGUUUCUGGAGUUCGAGUUCCGGCCCGAUGGCAAACUGCGCUAUGCCAACAAUUCUAACUACAAAAACGACACCAUGAUCCGCAAGGAAGCGUACGUGCACCAGUCGGUGAUGGAAGAGCUCAAACGGAUCAUCGUCGAUUCGGAAAUCAUGCAGGAAGACGAUUCCCUGUGGCCACCACCGGAUCGCGUCGGUCGACAGGAGCUGGAAAUCGUUAUCGGUGAUGAGCACAUUUCUUUCACAACUUCCAAAACCGGUUCCCUGGUGGAUGUUAAUCAAUCCAAAGAUCCGGAAGGUCUUCGCUGCUUUUAUUACCUGGUUCAAGAUCUGAAGUGUCUAGUAUUUUCUCUCAUCGGAUUGCAUUUCAAGAUCAAACCCAUCUAAAUGAAGGACGAAAGUGUUCGGAUCGAAUGACUAUCUACACAUUAUUGACAUUACUUUAACUACAUCUGGAUAUAAAUAUUUUAAUUAAAUAUUUUUCAGACAAAAAACGAAACAAACGUGUGAACUCAACAAUGGGUGAUUAAAGUAUAAAAAAAGUAGUAUUCGAAA